Molecule: messenger RNA, 462 nt
Organism: Acanthaster planci (crown-of-thorns starfish)
Lineage: Eukaryota; Metazoa; Echinodermata; Asteroidea; Valvatida; Acanthasteridae
Source: RefSeq, a predicted model, not a curated record
CGAAGAAAAGAAGGAAGGAUGGGUAGCCGAUGGACGCUGCUUUUGUACUUGUUCAGCAUGCUGCUGAUUUUGACAGGCUUAACGGAGGCUGAGGAGGCCACCGUUGCGACCUAUGCGGAUGAUCAGAAGGGAACUUGCCACUAUGAACUGAAGAUCCCCGCCGUUUCGUGCCAACAGUGCAAGUGUGAGUCCGACACGAGUACGACCGACGCUGUUCGUGAACUAGAAAAGCGUCUAAAUGCUAUGGAGAGGCAGAUCCAGCAAAUUACUACUAUGGUGCCUCCCGACUACGAGAUAUCUGACUACUCGACGACACCUUUCUCCUCUAUAAUCGAGAAUGACCACCCAUAUGCAUCGCCUGUUUUCAACGGCGAGGGCGUUUCGAUACAGGAGCUAUUAUCCUCGAGCCCAGAGUAUGACGAGCCAUCGCCGCCGGUACCCACGGGAAGCGACUAUAGCUAA